GUCAAGUUUUGUCAAACUCCCCUCCACUAUGACGACGUGCAGAAAAACUGACCGAUGUUCGGAGCUCGCGGCAGUGAGCAAAAUGGCGUCGUUAUGGACGGUGAUGUCGUUCGCGUUUUCGUUGCUGCUGACACCUUUUCUCAUGCUGUUAUUGGCGAUAAUAUUCCUCGCGUCCAUCGGCAAGUCCCUCGGUGUCCGUAGGCUCUACAUCAAGCUGCUCUUGGCUCUCUUCGAGUAUGGCCGACAAAACAUAGAAAAUGUGAAGAAGAAGAACGGUAUUCGGAAUCCGAACGAGGAUUUGAACGUAGAAGAGGAAUGUGAAUCGUCGACGAAUACGGAAAGGGAUUCAACAGUAAAGUCAUCCAAAACGCAAAACGGAUGCGUGAGCAAUUCGGUGAUAGCCAGAUCGAAAGAUUUAAUCUUAGUACCCGAGCCAGAAGUGCACAAUCACAAGAAUCACGUCGACGGAUCCAAUCUCAAAAAUGAUAAUGAAACAUUGAUUGAUGGCAAAGAGGACAGCCUUAAUCAAAAAAACUCCUUUGAGACUCUAAAAACUGGAUUUGCACCGAUAAGUAUGGAUUACAUCAGAUCGGGUGUCGAAGCUAUCAUAGAAGAUGAAGUGACUUCACGCUUUGAAGCUGAAGAACUUAAGAAUUGGAAUUUGCUAACUCGAACGAAUAGAUACUACGAAUUUAUUUCCUGGAAGUUAACUUUCAUAUGGAUGUUCGGUUUCGUCAUGCGCUACUGCUUCCUUCUACCUUUGAGGAUAUUUAUCUGUUUUGUAGGGGUACUGUAUCUCGUAAUCGUAACAUUUUUGAUCGGCUUUCUGCCGAACGGCCGUAUAAAACGUUGGGCGAACAACCAGGGCUCUCUUAUUGCAUUCAGGAUAAUGUCCCGUUCUAUCUCGGGUAUGAUUACGGUCCACAAUCCAGAGUACAAACCAAAAAAUAGUGGAGUGUGCGUGUCGAAUCAUACGUCUACCCUCGACGUCUGCAUCUUAUCCACGCAAACGACAUUCUCUUUGAUAGGUCAGAGGCACGGUGGUUUCUUAGGAAUAUUACAAAGGGCUCUUGCCCGUGCCUCUCCACAUAUAUGGUUUGAACGGUCUGAGGUCAAAGACAGAGAAGCAGUUGCGAAAAGAUUAAAAGAACAUGUAUCAGAUCCUACAAAUCCACCAAUAUUGAUAUUUCCGGAAGGUACAUGUAUUAAUAAUACAUCGGUUAUGCAAUUCAAGAAAGGUAGUUUUGAAGUGGGCAGCGUUAUUUAUCCUGUGGCUAUAAAAUAUGAUCCAAGAUUCGGGGAUGCAUUUUGGAAUAGCAGUCGAUAUUCAAUGUUGCAAUACUUAUAUAUGAUGAUGUCCAGUUGGGCCAUUGUCUGCGAUGUGUGGUAUCUCCCUCCAAUGUACAAGAAGGAAGGAGAAAGUGCUAUUGAUUUUGCGAAUCGAGUAAAAUCUGUGAUAGCACGGCAAGGUGGUCUUGUCGAUCUGCAAUGGGAUGGUCAAUUGAAGAGGAUGAAACCAAAAAAGGAAUGGAGAGAAAAACAGCAAGAAGAAUUCAGUAAACGAUUGAAAGUCGAAUAAAUAGGCAUAUCAUUUCUAGUCAUCGCUUCAUAAUAUGCAUUAUGCGAUAUUUGUUUGAAUAAGAUAAUUUCAUUUAAUUAAUUCCUUUAACACAUAUAUUGUUUCCACAUAUAUUACAAUGAGGAAAAUAUGUGUCCUCGUUAUUAAAUUUUAGAUAUAAAUAUUUUUGCAAAUAUAACAGUUUGCACUUUUUUAGCAAAUUUUUAGGUACGAAUAAUUGACAUUUUGAUGAAUGCGCGCGUGAGAGAGAAAGAGAGAAAUACUGUAAUAUACAUCAUGUUAAUGUAACUUUUUAAUGUAAUUUUUAAACGAAUAUGUCGUGUAGCUGAUGUGUUGAGAGUUUUCAUAUAAAGAAGUGCAAGUGUAAUAUUUGCUAAUUUUUAAUAGUUCGAUGAUUGCAAAGGCAUUACGAAUUUAUUAUUUAUAUGUGAAAUGUGUAAUUAUAUUGAGAUAUGUGAUACUUUGUUGCAUGUGAGUGUAUGUAGCUUCGAAAAUCUUUUUGAUUAUUCAUACAUACUACAAUUGACAAUUGAAGUCGAAUAAUUUAUAUAAAUAGAUGAUGCAUUAAUUUUCCUUUAUGAAAAUAAUAAGGAAAAAUCGUUGUAAUUUUCGCUGCAGUAGUUUUAAAAAGAAAGAAAAUAAUAAAUAUUUAUUCAUUUUUCUGAAGAAUUUAACGGAAUGGCAAACUUAGCACUCCAGAUUACCUGUCCCUUAGAAAUAUUGUGUACAUGAUUGCAUUAUGUUAUUUUUCUAUUAAAACUAAAUAGUAUCUUUCUCGAGAUAUAUAUAUAUUUUUUCUACUUUUAUAUUUUACAUACAUAGAAUGUGAACUUUAGCGCUCUGUAUUAUGAUGCAUGUUAAUAUAAUAUAUAUUAUGAAUUUAAUAUAUAAGUAACACACACAUGCGCAUAUAUUAAUGUGUUGAUAAACUCAGAAGACUAUGUUAAAAACAAAA
This is a messenger RNA of Pogonomyrmex barbatus (red harvester ant), 2534 nucleotides long. It is a transcript of the gene Gpat4, whose product is annotated as Glycerol-3-phosphate acyltransferase 4. Gene Ontology annotation, biological process: triglyceride biosynthetic process. Lineage: Eukaryota; Metazoa; Arthropoda; Insecta; Hymenoptera; Formicidae. The record is from RefSeq and is a predicted model, not a curated record. Gene Ontology annotation, molecular function: glycerol-3-phosphate O-acyltransferase activity. Gene Ontology annotation, cellular component: endoplasmic reticulum.